CGCUUUCUUCAUCAUCAUUCGCGCAAACAUUCCAAAACUUCUCUCUUUUUCGCUUCUUCUUCAAUUUUUUUUUUUUCAAAAUUAAAAUUCAUCAUUAGUUUAUCUCUUCAACUUUUUCAUAUUCGUGUCCAAUUUUUCUAUUUAUGGAGAAUAUUCAUGUGAAGCGAGAGAUUCCGCCACCUUCUACUUCUCCGGCUGGCUUUCCGGGAAGAGAAUCUGUAACCGUAGUCGAUCUCUGUAGUAGCGAUGACGACUCCGACAUUGGAGAAAUCGCCGCUGACAGAAGAUAUAAUUCUGGAAACAACUUCGUGGGUCUGAAGAGAGCGCGAGAUACUUUCGGAGGUUCUUCGGAAGUGGAUAGGAAUAACGUGAAGAAGGUAACAACACUUGAUGAGUUAGCAGUUGUGUUACCGGAAGGAUUCGGCCAAUCGAAUCCGCCGGAAGUUUUGACGCAUGCUAUUCCUGCGAAUCCGUGUAAUGUCUUCAGGCCUAUGCCGCCGCCGCCGCAGCCACCGUACGCGGGCACGUCUGGGAGGAUUGGCGGUUGUAAGCAGUUUUGGAAAGCUGGAGAUUAUGAAGGAGCACCUGGCGUUAACUGGGAUCUUUCUUCAGGUGGUUUUGACCAUGUAAGAGUCCAUCCAAAGUUCUUACAUUCUAAUGCAACUAGUCACAAAUGGGCUCUUGGAGCUUUUGCAGAGCUUCUGGAUAAUGCAUUGGAUGAGGUUGCCAGUGGAGCUACUUAUGUUAAAGUAGACAUGCUUGAAAACAACAAAGCAGGAAACAGGAUGUUAUUAAUUGAGGAUAAUGGGGGUGGGAUGGAUCCUGAAAAAAUGCGACAAUGCAUGUCUCUAGGAUACUCUGCAAAAAGCAAACUUGCAAACACCAUUGGACAAUAUGGCAAUGGAUUUAAAACUAGUACAAUGAGACUUGGAGCUGAUGUUAUUGUAUUCUCGCGUUGCCCUGGGAAAGAUGGAAAGAGCUCUACGCAGAGCAUCGGGCUCCUAUCAUAUACAUUUCUAAGGAGCACAGGAAAGGAGGACAUUGUUGUUCCCAUGCUUGACUAUGAAAGAAGGGAGCCUGAAUGGAGUAAAAUAGUCCGGUCUUCCCUUAGCGAUUGGGAUAAAAAUGUGGAAACAAUAAUUCAAUGGUCGCCAUUCUCUAGUGAAGAAGAUCUUCUUCAUCAGUUUGAUCUGAUGAAGGAUCGUGGCACACGGAUAAUCAUAUAUAACCUGUGGGAAGAUGAUCAAGGGAUGUUAGAACUGGAUUUUGAUGCUGAUCCUUAUGAUAUUCAACUUAGAGGUGUCAAUCGGGAAGAGAAAAACAUCAAAAUGGCUUCUCAGUUUCCUAAUUCUAGGCACUUCCUUACAUACAAACACUCACUAAGGAGUUAUGUAUCAAUCCUCUAUCUAAGAAUUCCACCUGGGUUUCGUAUCAUUCUACGGGGAAAAGAUGUUGAGCACCACAGCGUAGUGAAUGACAUGAUGCAGACUGAGCAGAUCACAUAUCGACCACAGUCUGAAUCAUAUGGAGUUGUGACAAAUAUGUCUGCCAUUGUAAUUAUUGGAUUUGUGAAGGACGCAAAACAUCAUGUUGAUGUUCAAGGCUUUAAUGUCUACCACAAAAAUCGGCUCAUCAAGCCAUUUUGGAGGAUAUGGAAUGCAACAGGCAGUGAUGGUCGUGGGGUCAUAGGUGUUCUGGAAGCUAAUUUUGUUGAGCCUGCUCAUGAUAAGCAAGGGUUUGAGCGUACAACAGUUCUCUCUAGACUUGAGUCACGGCUAGUUCAAAUGCAGAAGACUUACUGGAGUACGAACUGUCACAAAAUUGGCUAUGCGCCCAGGCGACAUCAAAAGUCUGCAUAUGGUUAUGAUAACAGAGACUCAUCACCAGAAAAUGAUCGCGAUGGACCUGCUCCAUCAAGCAUCAAAACUCCUAAUCCAGCUUCUGACAAGUUCUACUCAAGCUCAUAUCCAAAUCUUAAAGGGGACAAUGGUGUAUCAGGGAAAGAUAGUACACAGUUGCAAGAGGAGCUGUGGCGUGAGAAAGAGCGUAGGAAGGCACUUGAAGUUGAGGUUGAAUUAGCAAGACAAAAAAUAGAAGAAAUGAAGAAAGAGCAAGAGAAUCUGAUUGAGAUAUUCUCAGAGGAAAGAGACCGACGUGAUGGGGAGGAAGAAACUCUGAGAAAUAAGCUAGAGGAAGCGUCGAACACUAUCGAUGAUCUGUUGAAUACGAUUAAAAAGCUGGAGGGAACCAAAGUCCCGAACUGGAGACAUUAAACAUUGAGCUUGCAUAUAUUUGGGGGUUAGAUUACGAGAAGAGAUUCCAUGUGUAAACCUAAUUGAUUAAUAAGGCAUCUCUAUUUAU
Molecule: messenger RNA, 2361 nt
Organism: Arabidopsis arenosa
Lineage: Eukaryota; Viridiplantae; Streptophyta; Magnoliopsida; Brassicales; Brassicaceae
Source: the annotation of a GenBank genome assembly